UAUGGACAGUCCCAAGGCACCCUCUAAAAACUAUGGACAGUCUUGAUGCACCCUCUAAAAUUAUGGACAGUCCCGAGGCACCCUCUAAAAUUAUGGACAGUCUUGAUGCACCCUCUAAAAUUAUGGACAGUCCCGAGGCACCCUCUAAAAUUAUGGACAGUCUUGAUGAACCCUCUAAAAUUAUGGACAGUCCCGAGGCAUCCUUUAAGGUUAUGGACAGUCCCAAGGCACCCUCUAAAAUUAUGGACCGUCUUGAUGCACCCUCUAAAAUUAUAUACAGUCCCGAGGCACUCUCUAAAAUUAUGGACAGUUCCGAGGCACUCUCUAAAAUUAUGGACAGUCCCGAGGCACCCUUUAAAAAUAUGAACAGUCCUGAGGCACCCCAUUCUAAAAUCUGUACACUCAAGGCAACCAGUAAAACCUCAAUAAAU
Messenger RNA from Staurois parvus, 431 nucleotides. NCBI's taxonomy places the organism in Eukaryota, Metazoa, Chordata, Amphibia, Anura, Ranidae. The record is from the annotation of a GenBank genome assembly.